CCGAACACGGCGCCAUAUUGUCAUGUCAGGUUAUUGAUAUUGAAGGAGGAGAAAGUAAUUGCAUUUUAUUUACUUGAAUUGUGUGAAAAUAAGUGAUUUACUGAUUGAUAGCGGCUUAAAUUUUAAAGGCGCAGGGUGCAUAGCUGCAUCCGCUAAACCAUGAGUUAUCAGAUACCAUCAUCACAGAGCCGUACGAUGUCGCACAGCAACUAUGGUGGUUCUGAUGUGCCAAUGGCACCAAGCAAGGAGCAGCAGACACUCAUGUGGCAGCAGAAUUCAUACCUGGUGGAUUCUGGAAUCAACUCUGGGGCGGCCACUCAGGUACCAUCUCUUACUGGCAAAGAAGAUGACGAGAUGGAAGGGGAUCAACUCAUGUUUGAUCUGGACCAGGGUUUUGCCCAAGGGUUUACCCAAGAGCAGGUCGAUGACAUGAAUCAGCAGCUGUCUCAAACCAGGUCCCAGCGCGUCCGAGCUGCUAUGUUCCCAGAGACACUGGAGGAAGGCAUUGAGAUCCCCUCCACUCAGCUGGACCCAGCCCAGCCUACUGCGGUCCAGCGCUUGUCUGAACCCUCGCAGAUGCUGAAACAUGCAGUUGUCAACCUUAUCAACUACCAAGAUGAUGCUGACUUGGCUACAAGGGCCAUCCCAGAGUUGAUCAAGCUCUUAAACGACGAGGAUCAAGUGGUAGUAUCUCAAGCUGCCAUGAUGGUCCACCAGUUGUCAAAGAAGGAAGCCUCAAGGCAUGCUAUCAUGAACUCGCCACAAAUGGUCGCAGCUUUAGUACGCGCGAUCUCUAACAGCAAUGACUUGGAGACAACCAAAGGAGCCGUGGGGACCUUGCAUAACUUGUCUCAUCACCGACAAGGUCUACUCGCUAUCUUCAAGAGUGGAGGAAUACCAGCUUUGGUCAAACUCUUGAGCUCUCCAGUGGAAUCUGUACUGUUCUAUGCCAUAACAACAUUACACAAUCUUUUAUUGCACCAAGAUGGUUCCAAAAUGGCAGUGCGUCUGGCUGGUGGACUUCAAAAGAUGGUGGCAUUACUCCAAAGGAAUAACGUGAAGUUCCUUGCAAUUGUUACCGAUUGUCUUCAGAUAUUGGCUUAUGGGAACCAGGAGUCAAAGCUGAUUAUAUUAGCUUCGCAAGGUCCGAUUGAGUUGGUCCGUAUCAUGCGUUCAUAUGACUAUGAGAAGUUGCUGUGGACCACUUCAAGGGUUCUGAAGGUGCUGUCUGUCUGCUCAAGCAACAAACCAGCAAUUGUUGAAGCAGGUGGAAUGCAAGCCCUGGCUAUGCAUCUUGGCAACCCCAGUGGUCGUUUGGUCCAGAACUGCCUUUGGACUUUGAGAAAUCUCUCCGAUGCUGCUACCAAGGUGGAAGGACUGGAAGGUCUGCUUCAGAGUUUGGUACAAGUGCUGGCUUCUACCGAUGUUAACAUUGUGACUUGCGCUGCCGGCAUACUGUCCAACUUGACCUGCAACAACCAGCGUAAUAAGGUGACAGUAUGCCAGGCGGGUGGUGUCGACGCCCUAGUGCGUACCGUGGUGUCGGCUGGCGAUCGUGAGGAGAUCACUGAGCCGGCCGUGUGCGCGCUACGUCACCUCACUUCGCGUCAUGUUGAGAGUGAGAUGGCACAGAACGCUGUCAGACUGCAUUAUGGAUUGCCAGUGAUAGUGAAACUGCUGCAGCCGCCGUCCCGCUGGCCACUGGUGAAGGCGGUGGUGGGGCUGGUGCGCAACCUGGCGCUGUGCCCGGCCAACCACGCGCCGCUACGCGAACACGGCGCCGUGCACCACUUGGUCCGACUCUUGCUACGUGCUUUCAACGAUACUCAGAGGCAACGCGGUUCUGUUUCCGGCGGCGGGGGUACGGGCGGCGCUUACGCGGAUGGAGUUCGUAUGGAAGAGAUAGUGGAAGGCGCGGUCGGGGCCUUACACAUUUUAGCACGCGAGAGCCUCAACCGCACGCUGAUCCGACAGCAGAACGUCAUCCCGAUAUUCGUGCAGCUACUGUUCAACGAGAUCGAGAACAUACAACGUGUAGCGGCCGGAGUACUGUGCGAGUUAGCUGCAGACAAAGAAGGGGCCGAAAUGAUAGAGGCCGAAGGGGCUACGGCCCCGCUCACGGAGCUGCUUCAUUCACGCAAUGAAGGCGUAGCGACGUACGCGGCGGCCGUGCUGUUCCGCAUGUCGGAGGACAAGCCGCACGACUACAAGAAGCGCCUGUCCAUGGAGCUCACCAACUCGCUGUUCCGCGACGAUCACCAGAUGUGGCCCAACGACCUCACCAUGCAAUCCGACCUGCAGGACAUGCUCGGGCCCGAGCAGGGCUACGAGGGCCUGUACGGGACGCGGCCCUCCUUCCACCAGCAAGGCUACGAUCAGAUACCGAUAGAUUCAAUGCAGGGCCUAGAAAUCGGCAGUGGAUUUGGAAUGGACAUGGACAUUGGCGAAGCAGAUGGCGGCGGCGCUGCAUCAGCAGACUUGGCCUUUCCUGAGCCUCCGCACGACAACAACAAUGUCGCCGCCUGGUACGACACCGACCUUUGAACUGAGCAACGACACAACAGUAGUCUAAGAGCCCAAGAACAAGAUGAGUACAAAAUAAUAAUAGUAAAUUCAUGAAAUUAUUAGUGUUUUCAGAACAGAGAAUAGAAAUACUGGGUCCCUAGUUUUGUGUCGUUCAAUUUCUACUAACUUCAUAGAUUAUAACAGUUGAUUCUUCCCCUAAUUUACUUCUUGUGCUCUUACGCUAUUAAAGGAUUUCGUUUCAAUGUACUGGACGAACGGGAGUUUUAUUUCGAAUGUUGUUUUAAGGUAUAUACAUAAUGUUCAAACGAUAAAGCGAAACAGACCUUAAUACUAAUGUCAAAUAAUGUUUUUUAAAUCAUAAUCUUUCCCAGCUUUUGCUAGAAUAUUAUAAAAAUUUGAAACAAAAAAGAACACAUUUGCCCGUUAAGAAAGUGUCAUAAUAAAGUGGCAUUUUAAGAAAUUUUCUUGCAAGCCAGUUGAUACGAUAUGUAGCUGUUUAUCAAGUAUGUAUUUACCUUAAAAAUAAAUCGCGCGUUGAUAAGUUAUUGUUAUUACGAAUAAAAAAUACGAUUAAGUUUUUAUCCCACGACAAUUAAUGUACAAUUAUUCUGUUGCAACUUGAAUAUUAAUUUGACUACCGUUAUUCGAAGAUUAAUUGAUUUGAAACUUAGUGCCUAUCUCAAAUUAGCUACGCUUCAAAUAAGGUAAGUGAAUUAAUAAGCGUUUUAUUAGUAGGUAAAACGUAUUCAUUUUUGACUGUACUGUUAUUCGAAGCUUAACUAAUUUGAGAUAGGCACUAUGUUUCAAAUUAAUUAAGCUUCGAAUAAGUUAGUUAAUUUAUUAGCCGGUAAAAUGCGUUCAUUAACAUUAAGAUCUCAUAAAAAUUCCUGUCAAUCAAAAUAAAAAAUGUCAUUUUUCUCGCAAGAGUUUCAAAUCAUUAAAUAUGUUCAAUUCUGUGAUAUUACAUUCUUUGAACAUACUUAAUUAUCAAAGGCAGCUGUUAUAUAAAAAUCAGUAAACAUUAAGACGUGCAAAUUCUCAAAAUCAAUAUCAGAUAUAGACGAAUGAAUCAGUGAAAUAGAAGUUAGCUUUAGGCAUGAAAUAGAAAUUAUAAAGGCUAUGUAUUAUUUAUGUCUACUUUUGUGGUACAUUUAUUGAAUGUAUCAUUUGCAGAAAUGUUGUUUGUUUUUUCUAUUUCAUUCGUAGAGUAAAUCUUUGAUUUUUCCUAUUACAACAAAAAAGUGCAUCAUUCAUAAAAGUUUUAUAGAUAAUUCUUAUAAAUCUACAUCCUUCUUUUUUAUUUCUGAAGGCAAGGAAAAUCUUAAAUAAUAUUAUUGGUGCUAUUUUGAAAUGAGCAAUUCAUAACUACUUAUAAAAAAAGUAUUCGAAAUUAUUAUUGAGAAAAUCGACUAAAUAUGAUCGCCCUGCAUUGAUUAUAUCGAGUUUUGUACGCGAACGUAUGAAAUGCGUGUAAUCGGAAAAUAGGGUAUUGUUUACAUUAUAAGAUAUGACAUAGGCUUUAAAGUAAUACUUGAUAGAAAGUACGAUUCAUCUAAAUAUGUACGUGCAUUUAUGGAGUUUGUAGUGUGUUUUUUUUUUUUAAUUUGCUGAAUGACUUUUUUAUUUAAACAAUGCAUAAGACUGUUUGAUUGUGUAAGAAUUUUAUUUUAUAUUGACGAUUGACUGCCAUUAUGUUUAUUUUGGGAUACGCGCACACCUAGGUACAUACGUUUACGUUUGCUCGCUUUUUCGUGUAUAAAGGCCAGAUUCGAUACUUUUAGUAUCAGCGAUUGGCAAUUUAAUUGCUUUUUGGAAGCUGGAUGAACGGCCCGCUCUGCGCACAUAUAAUUGCAGUCGCAGUGAUCAAGUCGAACUUAUAUUUAUUAUUUUAAUCCAGCGAUCAAACGCAAUGCAGCAUCGAUGCGUUUGCGAAAUCGCCGAUCGCUGAUUCUAAAUGGAUCGUGUAUGCUAUAGCCCUUAUUUCUUCAUAGGUGCUUGCUAAUUCUGUUUUACACAAAUCAUAAACUAAAUCAAUAAAGUAGCGCUAAAUCAAUAAAUCCUUUUCUGAACAGAAUAUUUUAAAAAGGAAAGCACUAUUAUAUAAAGAACAAUCAAUUUAUUUUUUAGUUUUGUGUAUAACGGAAUUAGAACUAUCAUCCUUGUGUACAACGUUUACAAGCAGUAAAUGUUAAAAUAUUACAUAAGGCGUUGCUUUAACAGGCUGCAUUGGAAUUCAUAGUCAAGAUGGGGGGGGGGGGGGGGGGGGGGGCAUUCAGAUGACAUGUGUCAUAUUCAAUCUUUAUGCAAUGUAAUAAGGUUGUAUAUGACACGAUAUGUCGUGUGAAUGGCCCCCUAAAGAAGCCUCUAUCUUGAUUAUAAAUUCCAGUGUUAAAUAGCAAUAGCGCUGUAACAAAAGCUUUUCAAGUGGCGAAAAUCCAAAAAAAUCAACUCAAAUGAGCGUGUCCAAAUCAGGCAGCAUUGCUGGUUAAAAUAUGGGUUAUUUGCCAUCGAUUAUUCGGCCGAGGCAACCUGCGCUCGAUGAGUCACGAGGCAUGCCAAGUUAUUCGACUAUUUGGCUCGCGAGGCAACCGCACGAGUCCGUGCGCUUGGUGUGGACACGCCUGUUUGCGUACGAAUAGUGAUCAAAUAUAAACGUAUAAGUUAAUGCAGUCUUGAUUGUGACCUAUGAAUGCAAUUUGAACAAAUGUAAUGUUGUCUUGUAUAAACUGUUUUUUUUUUUAUUACUGAUUUGGCUAAAAAAAUUGUUCCAUUACGAAACAUUGAUGCGAAAAAUGCGAUAGUCGCAAUCAAUUAUUCUAUUGCUAAGUGAUUGUGCCGAUAAAUAACCAAAGCAUCAAUCACAAGUUUUUCGUAAAUAUUGUUAAAAGUAACGUUUUACAGGACAAAUUAUAUUGUUUUAUUCAAGUUCUAUACGAAAUAUGAUAUGACUUAGGAUACGUAUUUGAGAAGAUUGGUUCUCCUUUUUCAGUUGCCAAUUUUAUUGGACAAUGAACAAACUAAUUAAUUAUAAUUUCGAAUGUAAUAGAAAUAGUGGAUUUAUCAAUUAAAACCGUGUUUAACGAUGAAAGGAUGAUUUAUUAAAUUAUGUAAUACAUAAUAAUCGGUAGAAACCCCUUAAUUGCUGUUAAGGUGCGUCUACACUAUAGGUACAACUUAGGCAUAGUGCAAGUUCGUGCCAAAAACAAUAAUUUUUUGCUGAAUGUAUUUUCAAUAUCAAUUAAUGUGGUACAUAUUUCUUUAUAAUGUACCGUUUACACCUUAUUGAAGUUGACAUAAACUUUAUUCAAAAAUUAACUUUAGGUUUUUACGCAUUACGGUGUAUACGUAUCUUAACAAAAAUGUGUUCUAUAAUAAAAUAAUGAUAUCAAAAUGUUUAGGAGAUGCACACUAACGUAACAACAUACACGUAGACUUAGAUUAUUGUAACCGUAUGUGUAAGAUUUAGUAUUAAUUAUUGUGUAAUUCCUUUUAGGGUCCUCAUAUAUAAUUUUUCUAUUUGAUAUUUUAAGUAUCUUUACCAAUGUUUUUAUACUAGUUCGGUUAUGAAGACAUUGCUGAAGCCAUGAGGUUUUGUCCAUAUAUGUAUGGAUAUUAAAUUAAAUUUAAAA
This is a messenger RNA of Maniola jurtina (meadow brown), 6155 nucleotides long. It is a transcript of the gene arm, whose product is annotated as armadillo segment polarity protein. Gene Ontology annotation, biological process: positive regulation of transcription by RNA polymerase II; cell adhesion. Gene Ontology annotation, cellular component: catenin complex; adherens junction. Gene Ontology annotation, molecular function: transcription coactivator activity; cadherin binding; protein phosphatase binding. NCBI's taxonomy places the organism in Eukaryota, Metazoa, Arthropoda, Insecta, Lepidoptera, Nymphalidae. The record is from RefSeq and is a predicted model, not a curated record. Bases 160 to 2544 code for a protein of 794 amino acids. The transcript is spliced from 15 exons.